AGACUGUAUGCCACCUGUUGACAGUUAAGAAUUGGGUCUUCCGGGCACGGCGAAUUACCAGAAUUACCUUGAGGAAAACCAGUUGAUCCCAUUGAUUCAAGACUAGGGAUUAUCAUUCACACGGGUUCCACGUACCGAUAUUCAGAGACAACGAAAGGUCUUGGCGUUGUCAAUAGGAAAACCUCCUUAUAUCGGAGCUGAAUUCUGAAUUAUACUAUCAGAAAUACCACACACUCUGCCUGCCAUGGCACCCACGGAAACUGCACCUGAAGAGAAGAUUUCCAUCACGCCACUUCUUAAGAGGCUCUGGCAUGAAUCCCCCUCCACCAAACCCACAGCGGCUGAGAUAGCGGCUGCACUGGGACUCAUCUUCACCAAUAGCCUAUCAGACGUCCAGACGGGAGCGCUGUUAACAUGUCUCCAUUUUACGGACCUGGACAGACAAGCCGAUAUUCUGGCCAGGUGCGCCCAGGCCAUGCGAGACUUCGCAACGGAGGUCGACAUUGAGGGUUUGUCCAAGGUUAUUGAGCAGAGAGGAAGGAAGGAAGGCAAUUACCAUGGAGGGCUGUGUGAUAUCGUUGGUACAGGGGGUGACUCUCACAAUACGUUCAACAUAUCCACCACGUCAAGUAUCCUGGCCUCAUCUCUCCUGCUCAUCGCCAAACACGGCAACAAAGCUUCAACAUCCCGAUCCGGAUCCGCGGACCUCCUUUCCUGUGUUGUGCCGAAGUCGCCAGUCAUCUCAGCCGUCACUCCCGCCACUAUCAAAGAGGUCUACUCCGCGACCAAUUAUGCCUUCCUCUUCGCUCCAAUCUUCCAUCCGGGAGCUCGUCAUGCCGCAAGUAUCCGAAGGCAACUUGGCUGGAGAACCAUUUUCAAUCUGCUCGGACCCCUGGCAAACCCUCUCCACGAGCUCAUAGAAGCGCGAGUGCUCGGAGUUGCACGUAAAGAGAUUGGACCUGACUUUGCAGAAUCCCUGCGCCAGUCUGGUUGCAAGAAGGGCAUGAUUAUCUGUGGUGAUGAAGAGCUGGAUGAGCUUUCGUGUGCAGGCCCAACGCACUGCUGGCGACUGGUAGAGAACCCCACCACCAAGGAAGUCGAUAUCAAAUACUUCACAGUAUCACCGGCCGACUUUGGCCUGCCCACUCACCCGCUGAGCGAGGUAUCUCCCGGACAAAGCCCCGAGAAGAAUGCGGAGAUUCUCAUAAGGAUAUUGAGAGGGGAUGUUCCACCUGAUGACCCCAUUCUGCACUUCGUUUUGAUCAAUACUGCAGCACUUCUGGUGGUCUCGGGUAUCUGUGAUGCAGACGAGAGCAACAUGGGCCACAGCGAUGACGGCCAAGCCAUCAAAGAGGUAGGUCCCGGUGGUGGCAGAUGGAAAGAGGGCGUACGGAGAGCAAAGUGGGCUCUAACGAGCGGAGAGGCGUACAGGCAGUGGGAGGCAUUUGUCGAAGUGACGAACAAGCUGGCCUAAUAAGUUCUCAUGUCAGUUCGCGCGAUUCUACCGAAGGAUCUUUCUUAAGCCGGGAUCAUUUGCUUCAUCUUGCUAGUCCUCUACCCCUGAGUUUAUCAACAUCCGAUGUGAACCCUUGUUGCUCGCUAUUAUAUAUAAACGGACUUGCCUAUAACGGCAUAACUCCAGGAACCGCUGCGGAAGCCGUCCCUCGGUACAACGGUGUACCGACAACGUCAUGUCUACCACUGUUACAAACAAACCCACGCUCUCAACCCACAUCUCCACCUCCCCAAGUACUACGAAAAUGGACGUCACUGCACCUAUAAAUCCAUCCGAUCUUUUCUCCGCCAAAGGUCUUUUAGUCG
This is a messenger RNA of Westerdykella ornata, 1821 nucleotides long. RefSeq lists its product as uncharacterized. The record is from RefSeq and is a predicted model, not a curated record. The transcript is spliced from 2 exons. Gene Ontology annotation, molecular function: anthranilate phosphoribosyltransferase activity. Lineage: Eukaryota; Fungi; Ascomycota; Dothideomycetes; Pleosporales; Sporormiaceae. Gene Ontology annotation, cellular component: cytosol. Gene Ontology annotation, biological process: L-tryptophan biosynthetic process. The coding region runs from base 245 to 1474 and encodes 409 amino acids.